Molecule: messenger RNA, 4824 nt
Organism: Pararge aegeria (speckled wood butterfly)
Lineage: Eukaryota; Metazoa; Arthropoda; Insecta; Lepidoptera; Nymphalidae
Gene: DNApol-alpha180
Product: DNA polymerase alpha catalytic subunit
Exons: 11
Coding region: 82-4596 (1504 amino acids)
Biological process (GO): DNA replication; lagging strand elongation; mitotic DNA replication initiation
Cellular component (GO): alpha DNA polymerase:primase complex
Molecular function (GO): single-stranded DNA binding; DNA replication origin binding; DNA-directed DNA polymerase activity
Source: RefSeq, a predicted model, not a curated record
UAAAACGAUAGAAUUUUUCUAUGUUGUAAAUGUAAUUUGUAUGUGUAUAUUUAGACUCUUAACGUACGAUAACUGCAAAUCAUGGCAGAUUCUAUAGCGAGUUCUAGAUCUAAACGGCAGAAAGUAGAUAAACAUGGUCGUAUGUCAGCUUUCGAAAGGCUGAAGCAACUAAAAGGAAAAGGAUCAAAACAUAAAUAUGAUGUGGAUGAAAUGGACAACGUGUAUGAUACAGUGGACGAGUCGGAGUACAGCGAACGUGUAUUGCAAAGGCAGGAAGAUGAUUGGAUUGAAGAUGAUGGCACAGGCUAUGUGGAAGAUGGAAGGGAAAUAUUUGAUGAUGAUGAGAUUGGGGACUCCUAUGUUGCAACAGACAGUAAGGAAUCUGGACGUGGACAAAAGAGAAAGGCCAGAGUUGCACCACAGCCUUCUGGAAAAGGCAACAUUAGAAACCUUUUAGGAUCCAUGCCAACCAAGAAGAAAGAGGAUGUUAAAAUAUCAGAAGAUAAUAUACUAUCCGAUAUCAUGUCAGAUUUGGAUGGUAGUGCAGCAUCCUUAGUGGUCAAGCCUAAGCUGAUUGUUCCAACCAAAACUAACAUUAUUGAAUCAAGCAAAAGAGAUGCACAAAAUUACUUCAAAAGCCUUUCAUCUUCAGUGAAAAAACCUAGUCUAGUGGUUAAAACUGAAGUGUCAUCUGAUGAACCUAAAAAGGCAGCUGAGGAGAAAAAUAAUUCUGAGAAACAACCUAAUGGCCAUGCUGUAUCAAAGAAACCUGAAUGGAAAAUAGACAGAGAAAUAAAACAAGAAGUUGAAGACUCGGCCACUCAAAACAUAGAAGAGUUUCCCUCACAAGACAUUGAUUUUAGUGAUGACUUUAGCAAUGAUGCAAUGUUAUGUGAAGUUAAGGAAGUUAAGGAGGAAGCAAGUGCCCCUAAAACACUUUCUAAUGUAAUAAAAGGACACACUUCAAGUGUCUCUAAUACUCCUAAUACAAUAACAGAUGUGGCUGAGGAGUUUAUGAAUGAAGAUUUUGAAAUCUUUCCUGCAAAAAAUGUCAAGGAUGAAUUGAAACCUUUAAUCAGUAAUUGGGCAGACCAAAGUGAAAAUCAAGUUUUAGCAGCAGUACAAACAGACGGCCAACUACCUCUACAGACCAAUAAAGAAGGAGAGAAGGUAUUAAAAUUCUACUGGCUGGAUGCUUGGGAAGAUAGAUAUGUAAAGCCAGGUGUUGUAUACCUGUUUGGUAAAGUGUAUGUGAAUCCAUCGAAUAAGAAAGCUGGAUGUGCUUCAUGCUGUUUGGUUGUUAAGAAUGUUAAUAGACAAUUGUUUCUUCUACCUAGAGAAUAUAAACUGGACCCAAUAACCCUAGAGCCAACGGACCAAGAGGUGACAAUGAUGGAUGUGUACCAAGAAUUCAAUACUGCAGUGGCCAGUGAGUUAGGUCUCAAGGAGUUCAAGUCACGGAAGGUCACUAAGAACUACUGCUUCAGUCUGCCUGAUAUACCAGCUCAGUGCGAUUACUUGGAAGUUAAAUAUUCCGCCACCAUAGCUCCACCGCCAACCAACAAAAAGUACCUAACAUUCUCGCACGCUUUUGGCACAAACACGUCUGCAUUGGAAACAUUUCUACUAGAGAGGAAAAUCAAGGGGCCAUGUUGGCUGGAAGUGAAACAAGUGGAAAAUGUACAAGCUAAAGUCUCCUGGUGCAAAAUGGAGGCAGCCUGCGAUAAAAUAGAGCAUGUGAAUGUGAUUAGGAAUGACAGCGAUUUGGAGCCCCCACCGAUUGUUAUUGCAGCUCUGAAUAUGAGAACAACUACUGAUCCAAAAACGAAUAAAACUAAAAUAUUGAUGCUCAGCUGUCUGUCACACAACUCUUUUCCUAUACACAAGCCACCACCAAGCCCACCGUUCAAUCAACAUUUUUGCGUUAUGACGAAAUGCAACGAAAUUUGGCCACUUGAUCUAAAACAGCAUUUACCUCAAUAUAAAGCUACUAAACUAACCAAAUGCGAUACGGAGAGAGAACUUCUAAAUUACUUUAUGGUACAAUUCUGGAAGUUAGAUCCAGAUUUGGUCGUCGGUCAUGACUUGCAAGGCUUUCAGCAGGACUUGCUUAUUGGGAAUAUACUAGAUUUGCAUAUACCGAAUUGGUCCCGACUAGGUCGGCUUAAAAGAUCUGUAGCUCCUCAAAAAAAGUUCGCAGCGAGGGAUGCUUUCUUGGGUAGAUUAGUUUGCGAUAUUAAACUCUCCGCUAUGGAACUUAUUCGAGCUCGAAGCUUUGAUCUUGAUACUUUAUGUGUCAAUGUUCUGAAGAUAAAAGAAGGCGAACGCGUUGAUGUUGCUCUUGAGGAUUUGCCACGGUAUUACGAGAGCAGUAAUGAUCUUUUACAACUUGUAACAUUGAGUAUGCAAGAUGCGUCUUACAUACUAAAAAUGAUGUGUGAACUCAAUGUAAUUCCUUUGGCCCUACAAAUUACCCAGAUUGCUGGUAAUGUCAUGUCUCGAACUCUAAUGGGGGGUAGAUCAGAGAGGAAUGAGUUUCUACUCCUUCAUGCUUUUACUGAGAAACAGUACAUUGUACCUGAUAAAGUUUAUGGAAAGAAAACAACAACCGACGACGCGGAUGUAGAAGAAAACGGCGACGGAUCGAAUAACGUUAGUAAAAAACAAGGAAAGAAAAAAGCAGCGUAUUCAGGGGGUCUUGUACUAGAUCCUAAAAAAGGAUUCUAUGAUAAGCUAAUUCUUCUUAUGGACUUUAACUCCCUCUAUCCCAGCAUAAUUCAAGAGUACAAUAUUUGCUUUACAACGAUUAAACGACGAAAUGGCGCAGUCUCUGACGACGACAUUAAUAAUCUUGUUUUGCCUGGUAGUAAUACUGAUUUUGGUGUUCUACCUACACAGAUUAGAAAACUAGUGGAAAGUAGACGAGAAGUGAAAAAGUUGAUGAAAUCACCCGAUUUGCCAUCGGAACAGUACAUGCAGUAUAACAUUAGGCAGACGGCCUUGAAACUCACGGCCAAUUCUAUGUAUGGAUGCUUAGGUUUUACUCAUUCAAGGUUUUAUGCAAAACCAUUAGCGGCGUUGGUGACGAUGAAGGGAAGAGAAAUUCUAAUGGACACUAAAGAAAUUGUACAGAAAUUAAAUUAUGAGGUUGUUUAUGGAGAUACCGACAGCUUGAUGAUAAAUACGAACUGCCUAGAUUACGAUUACGUAUUUAAGAUCGGUAAUGAUCUCAAGAGAGAGAUUAACAAAAAGUAUAAACAGAUCGAAUUGGAUAUUGAUGGAGUUUUCAAAUACCUUCUUCUCCUCAAGAAAAAAAAGUAUGCUGCAGUGGUUAUAAGUAAGAAUAAAAAUGGUGAGUUUGUUUGCAUCCAAGAGCAUAAGGGUUUAGAUAUUGUAAGACGUGAUUGGUCACAGUUGGCCGCUGAAGCGGGAAAGUUUAUUUUAAGCCAAAUUCUUUCUGAACAGUCAGCCGACGAAAGACUCGAAAGUAUUCAGAACCAUUUAAGUAAACUCAAAGAAGAUUUAAUGAACAGUAAAAUACCGCUUUCCCUGUUAACAAUUACUAAGCAACUGACUAAAAACCCUAGCGAAUACGCUGAUAAAAAUACCCAGCCUCACGUUCAAGUAGCUUUAAGAUUGAAUAGCAAGAAUAGUAGACGGUUCAAGAAAGGGGAUAUAGUGCCUUACAUAAUUUGCGAGGAUUUAACAGCCAAUUCUGCAACACAAAGAGCUUAUCACGUAGAGGAGUUAAAGAACUCUGAACACCUCAAAGUCGAUUACAGAUAUUACCUAGCACAUCAGCUACAUCCAGUCAUAUCCCGUAUUUGCGAGCCAAUCGAAGGAAUGGACCCCGCUAGGGUUGCCGACUGCCUUGGCUUAGACCCUUCCGGUUACCGGCAAAUGAUUAAAAAAGAAAACUCUAAUCCUGAACAGUAUGAAGUGGAAAGCGAUCAGGAAAAAUAUAGAUAUUGUAAAGACUUCACGUUCGUUUGUGUUAAUGAAGGCUGCAAAACAGAAAAUAAAAUAAGGGAGACAUUUACAAAGUUGGAGAAAGAGCAUAUUUCGUUUUUGGAGCGAUGCCAGAACGAAAAAUGCCCUGUAAAGCCUAUUGAUUAUUUGGCAUGUAUACAGAACCAGUUAACUUUACAAAUACGUCAGUACCAUAACCUUUAUUACGCGGGGUGGAUAUCUUGCGAGGACCCCGCUUGUGGUUACCGCACUGUACGUUUGCCGCAAUCAUUUGCAAGCGGCUACCCACUUUGCAGGCAGUGCGAGAAGGGAGUCAUGUUUAGAGAAUACACUGAGAAGGAUGUUUAUCUGCAGAUUAACUUCUUCCUCUUUUUGUUUGAUCUCAACAAAAAUGCCUCCAAAUCUAAAGUGGCCCCCCAGAUUGUUGCAGCAUACCAAGUACUCAAAGAAAUGGUAGAGGAUGUUUUAGCGCAUUCCGCAUACUCCAUUAUCAACUUAUCUAAAUUAUUUAGAUUCUUUGCAUUGGAUAAGAAAGGUGGAGGUAAAAUGGAGCCUGAACCAAUUGAAAUAGAUAUUCUACCAGAAACUGAACACGUCGAUGCUUUGAUGGAAAUGGGAACAUAUUAAUGCUAAUUUCUGUUUAAUUUGUUAUGUAAAUAAAUGAUUACUUUGUAAAUGUAAAAAUAUGUAAGUUAAAUUAAUAUUAAAUCUGAGGACUAUCUUCUUCAUAAAUAUACCUUAUAUAGAAUAAUAAAAUUGGGAAUGUCGAUGAGGUUGACCUGUUACCACAUUUUAUGCUGGGAAAUCUUCACCAAUAGAAGUAGAUAGUAAUAAAUAAAAACAGUUUUAUUAAAA